AGUGUGAUGACCCUCCAGCUCCUGCUUCCACCUCUUCAUCCACCGGCUCACAAGAAAUGUCUGCCGUGUUACGCCGCCGAGUAACCACGACGAGCAUCCACAUCAUGGCUUUAGAUGGCAUAGUCAACGUAAACUCACUCUUCACCUUGGCGCUCUUCCUCGGUAUCACUUCUACCAAUACCUAUUCCACCCUCGUGGACGCCGGCACCACCUGCGUCGCCGGGCCCUCUGUCGCCGAAGGUCUCAUCACCUACCACGUCUACUCCUUCAGCUUCUUCCUCUUCUCGAGCCUCAUCGCCUUGGCUCUCAAACAAGCCAUCAACAUCAGUAAGGGUGUGGAGGAAGCCGAUGCUCUGGGUGUUGCUGGCGUGCGCAAUGACGCCUUGAGUCUCGUGAUGAAGGUUGACAUUUUGGCUCUCCGGAUGGGGAUUCUCGUUUCGGCUAUUGGAUCGGUUUUUGGAUGUGGGUUCUUGGUCAUGGCUCUGAUGAAUCUUGUGCAGAUCAAGUUGGGAACUUUGGCUUGUGGAAGUCACUACACUUUUGCAGCUGUUGGUCCCCUGCUUUUUCUCGUUCCCUUGGCACUCGUCAUCUACAUUGUUCUCGUGCUCUACGCCUUUUCUCGCUGAGGCUUUCCAGAAAUUCCGUCGAUGUUUGUGGGGCCUGUGUGCGAUGUUCUGGCGCAAGUUUCCAAACUUAAAGACAAGAACAUUUGACGUCCGACGAAUGUUGUCGAUUAUGUAUAUAAAUUUCAACUGGUAAUUACAACCAAAAGUCCAAAAACAGAGGCCGGGUUUAAAUUAAUAUUGAAUUUUGGGGUGGUUCUAAGGUUCAGGAUUUAUAAGUGCACAUGGCGACUCAGAAUUUGAUGUCUCUGCUGCAUUAUCUG
Molecule: messenger RNA, 886 nt
Organism: Neltuma alba
Lineage: Eukaryota; Viridiplantae; Streptophyta; Magnoliopsida; Fabales; Fabaceae
Exons: 2
Coding region: 57-626 (189 amino acids)
Source: RefSeq, a predicted model, not a curated record